AUGGAGCAGCAGGUUAGUAUUAUCAUAUUUUUUUUCUGUUUACACAGGUAUUUCAGUCUGGAACUGCAAGAUACAACAAGGCCUCUAGUAAAGGCCUCGAGCCGGUUCAAGAUGAAAAUUUGAUGAAUUCUCGCCAAGUUUGUUUUUUUCAUUUUCCUUUUUUUGAAUAUCGCGGCGUUCAGAAAUAUUUGCCGAAAGAAUCCGUUGUUUUAGAAACGAAAACACGCUUGAAAUUGACUGUGAACAAACUUAAUGUGAGUUUUUAUUUUUAAUGGCGGAAAGCUAACGUUUUUUUUAGGUAACAGCUGAAUGGAAGUGGACUGAAGGAGGCGAGGAUACCUGUGGAAUUUGUCGAAUGGAGUUCGAAGCAGCAUGUACAAACUGCAAGUUUCCUGGCGACGAUUGCCCAUUAGUGCGUUACUUAAAAUUUUGGUUUUCGCCUGCCGAUUGAUCCGUUUUUCGAGUUAAAAUUGAUGGUUUUAUAUGGAGAUCUCAAUUUUUUCAGGUGGUUGGAUCCUGUAGACAUGCUUUCCAUAUGCAUUGUAUUGUCAAAUGGACAGAAGCAGCUUCGAAUCAGCCAAAGCCCCAAUGCCCACUUUGUCGACAAGAAUGGAAAUUUGCCACCUGA
Molecule: messenger RNA, 628 nt
Organism: Caenorhabditis auriculariae
Lineage: Eukaryota; Metazoa; Nematoda; Chromadorea; Rhabditida; Rhabditidae
Source: the annotation of a GenBank genome assembly